AAGUUAUAUCACUUCCUCAAAAAAAGCCUUAUAUUAGUUGUGAAUUGGUCCACCUAGAGCCUUUUAGGGUAUGAAUCAUUUUAACUGUAUCCCAGUGGAGUGAUUAAAUGCCUACCCUUUAGGUUUUAAGCUAAGCAGGGCCCCUUUUACACUGAGGCCAGGAGAAAAAUCAUCUCUGUUCAGAAUCCAGGAACUAUCCUGGAUCAGCUCAGGAGGCCAGCAGCUGGUCCAGUGUCUAGUUUAUGAGAAGGGCCAGAACAGAAGCCAAAGGCUUCAGGGGAAAGGGCACCCCGCCCCCUCCCCAAAAGCUGACAGUGAUGAGCCUGCGAAGACUUUUUUCCCCAAUGCACAAUUGUUCCGGACAGCUGCAGCCUGGCUCUGCCUAGUGACACUGAAGGUUCAGCACAGCGAUUUCUCUCCGUCCUGGAAGUUGCCUCGUGAGCGGAGCCAGCGGCCCUGAUCCACCCCUGGCUGGGGCUGCCCUUGGUUCCGGGGCCCCAGAGCCAGCAGCUCCGCCUGGGGGGCUUCGCCGCAAGCCGGGACUGUUUUUUUCAGUGGAUCGUUUCGAAGCGUCAGUCCCUCCGGGAGGGUCAGAGUUGGAGCUGCCUCGCGCGCAGUCCACGUGCCUGCGCCCCUCACUGAUCGCCCCCUGCACCACGAUGACCAGAAGAGAGCCCGGGAUGCCUUCGCCCCACCUCCCGCAGCAACCGAGCGCCGCGCAGGGGCCCGGACGCGCUGUGGUGGGCGGCGGGCUGCAGCCCGCGGGCCCCUGUCCAGGCACCUGUUCUUUACCGCGCUAGGACUGACUUUGCGCUGGGCGUGUUUCGGCGGCUCCAGCGGGCCGAGCCCUGCCCAGGAAACCCUCCCACCUGUCGCGGCCAGCGCCCAGCUCUGCCCUGCCGGUGCAUCGCCAGCGUGUGUGGGCUGGGGGAAGAAACUCCCCUGCUGAGCAACUUCCCGCCUCGGCUCCCCUGGCAGCGGCAGCAUGGCGUGGUGGGAGUUCAACUUGCUGCUCUACCUGGCGCUCUUCUUCCUCCUGCUCCUCCUCCUCGGCCUCCUGCUCUUCCUGCUCAUCAAGCAGCUGAAGAACUCCGUGGCCAGCGCCGGGGCUCUGCAGCCGGGCCGCCCGCCCCUGCGGGAGCCCUGGGGCUCGUGCCGCGAGCAAGCCCUGUGAUUUCGGGGUCCGGGCGCAGUCCGGAGACGGGGGUGUGUGUCCCCGCUGCAAGACGUAGCGUCCCUGCUGCCGCCCAGAGCUUCCCUCGCUCCCGGGGCGGCCUGGGGGUCGCAGCCCGCCGCAUUUAAGGGAGAGCAGUAAAGUUUGGCCAGAGCAAGUUGGAGCUCCGAGGUGGCCCAGGGAGCUGUCACUGCAGCUCGGUAUGGGACACAUGGUCCCGGGGCCCAGCACU
Molecule: messenger RNA, 1406 nt
Organism: Gopherus flavomarginatus (Mexican gopher tortoise)
Lineage: Eukaryota; Metazoa; Chordata; Testudines; Testudinidae
Gene: SMIM43
Product: small integral membrane protein 43
Exons: 1
Coding region: 986-1174 (62 amino acids)
Source: RefSeq, a predicted model, not a curated record